This is a messenger RNA of Stegastes partitus (bicolor damselfish), 2440 nucleotides long. It is a transcript of the gene adck5, whose product is annotated as aarF domain containing kinase 5. Bases 23 to 1777 code for a protein of 584 amino acids. The record is from RefSeq and is a predicted model, not a curated record. The transcript has 15 exons. NCBI's taxonomy places the organism in Eukaryota, Metazoa, Chordata, Actinopteri, Pomacentridae.
AUCCAGAGCAGUGAGCAGUUUCAUGACGAGAGGAAACAUGACCAGGGAGACCUUCAGAGUGUUAAGACUGUGCCGGCAUCACCUGGUUCUGCUCCGAAGAAAUCCACAUCCUGGCUUGCCAGUUCAGACAUCCAGAUCCUUCAGUUCACUCAGGGAAGGUAAGCGCAGGGGGCUGCUGUGGAAGACGCUGGUCGGCCUCUCUGUCGGCGUACCGGUGGCAGUGGGAGUCCAGUAUGCUGUGUCCAACCCUAAAGAGAGGAGGAAGAUGAGGAUUGUGAUUGAAGGAUUCGGUCGGUUCUGCAGAUCUGUCUCUGUGGGAAUCUUUAUCUCUGUGGAUUACUGGUGGACCACCAAUGUGCUUCUGCGUGGAGCUGAUGAGAGCAGCCCAUCCUACGUGACGGAGAUGUCAGCCUGCCACCAGAGGGCAGCAGACUGCAUGGUGGAGGGAGCUAUAAGGAACGGUGGGAUAUACAUCAAACUAGGCCAAGGUCUGUGUGCCUUCAACCACCUGCUGCCCCCCGAGUACAUCCGCACCCUGCAAAUACUGGAAGACAAGGCCUUGAACAGGAGGUACAAAGAGGUGGAUGCUCUCUUUCAAGAAGACUUCGACAAAUCUCCGGAGCAGCUUUUUAAAACAUUUGACUACGAACCUAUAGCUGCUGCCAGCUUGGCUCAGGUUCACAAGGCAGAAAUGUUUGAUGGAACUCCCGUCGCUGUGAAGGUGCAGUACAUUGAUCUCAGGGAUCGGUUCGAUGGUGACGUCAGAACGCUGGAGAUCCUGUUGGAUAUCGUUAAGUUUAUGCACCCCAGUUUUGGAUUCCGAUGGGUCCUUAAGGACUUGAAGGGCACACUGGCUCAAGAGCUGGACUUUGAGAAUGAGGCCAGGAAUUCAGAGAGAUGCGCUGAGGAGCUGAAACACUUUAAAUUUGUCGUCGUACCCAAAGUCUUCUGGGAGCAAACUAGCAAGAGAGUGUUGACGGCAGAGUUUUGCAGCGGCUGUAAAAUCAACAACGUGGAAGAAAUUAAACGGCAAGGAUUAAAAUUGAAAGAUGUUGCUGAUAAACUGAUAAGAACAUUUGCUGAGCAGAUAUUCUACACUGGUUUUAUCCAUGCUGACCCUCAUCCUGGAAAUGUUCUGGUGAGACGAGGUCCCGACAACAAGGCUGAGUUGGUGCUUUUGGACCACGGCUUGUACGAAUACCUCACUGAACAAGACAGAGAGUCCCUCUGUAGACUGUGGAGGUCCAUCGUGCUGAGGGACGAGCAGGAAAUGAAGAAGCAGUCCGACGCUCUCGGGGUCAAACAGUACUUCCUCUUCUGCGAGAUGCUGCUGCAGCGACCCAUCAACAUGCGCAGCUUUGGUCUGUCCAACAUCCUGAGCAAAGAGGAGACGGCCUACAUGCGGCAAAUGGCCAUCCACCGCUUCGAAAACAUCAUGCAGGUGCUAAAAGCGAUGCCACGGCCCAUGCUGCUGGUCUUCCGUAACAUCAACACGGUCCGGAGCAUCAACAUCACGCUGGGAGCGCCGGUGGACCGCUACUUUGUCAUGGCCAAGAGUGCUGUGCGAGGCUGGGGGAAGAUUCAGGCUGAGAAGACGGGGAUACUGCCCAGGCUGUGGGUGUUCCGCUGGGGGAGGACAACGUGGGAGAGCCUCAAGUUCGAAGUGGCUCUGAGAUCCGAGAUGGCAAUGAUGAGUCUGACGCGUGCCUUCCUGAGGCUGCUGGACUAUUUGGGUCUCACAUCCGUGGACGCCGACAUGUACGAGUACCUGACAUAGUGCACGGACAGCGAAAAAGGACAUAUUCCAACCACAGGUGACUGUAGCUCAGGAGCAAGGAGCCUUUCACUGCUGGUUACGGUGCUGCUUGUGUGUGUGCAAUGUUCCCUCACCAAAUCAUAUUCAGUGUCAGGAUGGGCGACAACGUCCUCGACUCCAGGACUGUACGGCACCAAAUCCACAACAGAGCAGACGCCAGAACAUAACAGCCAAUUAUCCUUCUUGUCAUUUAUGGACUGGUGUUUUAAUGUAAUCCAUUUAGAAAUUUUAAUUUUACACAUUUUAAGCUGUAAUUUAUGUUUUUGAGGAAUUGCUGACAUUUGCCUAUUUAUUCUUUUAGACAGCAUUUUAGAGAAGCUGCCCCAGCUGGACAGUGUAUCAGGCUGAAUCACUGUGUUGUGUGUGUAGCUAUUGGCCAUAAACCAAACUACACAUAUGCAUCUUCACCAUAACUGACCAGUCCAUGCUCCAGAAAUAUUUCAAUGAGACGCUACCAUUUAUGUUCAAAUUGUAAAUCGCUGUCAAGUCUGUUGUGUCUCAUGUGUCUUGAGUUCAGCUGAAGCCCAUAUAACCUGUGUGCAGGUUGAAAGAACCGCCCAGUGCCACCUAACCAAAUGUUUUUAAGUUAUUUUAACAUGGUAAUAAAAUUUUCUACCUCCACUC